Zea mays is the source of this 1155-nucleotide messenger RNA. RefSeq lists its product as uncharacterized. Gene Ontology annotation, biological process: carbohydrate transport. Gene Ontology annotation, cellular component: membrane. The coding region runs from base 113 to 898 and encodes 261 amino acids. The transcript has 5 exons. The record is from RefSeq and is marked provisional. NCBI's taxonomy places the organism in Eukaryota, Viridiplantae, Streptophyta, Magnoliopsida, Poales, Poaceae. Gene Ontology annotation, molecular function: sugar transmembrane transporter activity.
UUCUCGUACAUCGCUCUCGCUCUCGCUCUCUCUCCUGCUGUCCACGACCGACCAAAGGCGCCGGGCACAGACUCUUCGUCGGAUCCAAGAGAAGCUCGCGCCCUCCCCGACCAUGGUCUCGGCGGAUACCAUCCGUACGGCUAUCGGCGUCAUCGGCAAUGGCACCGCCCUUGUGCUCUUCCUCUCCCCGGUGCCCACCUUCGUGGGCAUCUGGAAGAAGCGUGCGGUGGAGCAGUACUCGCCGAUCCCGUACGUGGCGACGCUGCUGAACUGCAUGAUGUGGGUGCUGUACGGGCUGCCGCUGGUGCACCCGCACAGCAUGCUGGUGGUGACCAUCAACGGCACCGGCAUGCUCAUCCAGCUGACCUACGUGGCGCUCUUCAUCCUCUGCUCCGCGGGGGCGGUGCGCCGCAGGGUCGUGCUCCUGUUCGCCGCCGAGGUCGCCUUCGUCGUCGCCUUGGCCGCGCUGGUGCUCACCCUGGCGCACACGCACGAGCGCAGGUCCAUGCUCGUCGGCAUCGUCUCCGUCUUCUUCGGCACCGGCAUGUACGCUGCGCCGCUCUCGGUCAUGAAAUUGGUGAUCCAGACAAAGAGCGUGGAAUACAUGCCCCUGUUCCUGUCCCUGGCCUCCCUCGCCAACAGCAUCUGCUGGACCGCCUACGCGCUCAUCCGCUUCGACCUCUACAUCACCAUCCCCAACGGGCUGGGCGUGCUGUUCGCGCUGGGUCAGCUGGGCCUGUACGCCAUGUUCUACAAGAACACCAAGCAGAUCAUGGAGGCACGCAGGCGCAAGGCCGACCAGCAGUCAACCAUGAUGGAGGUGGUCACCGACGCCUCCGCCACGCCGCCCCCGCCACCCAACAACAACAACGGCGGCGGCGGCGGCAACGGCUACUGAUCGCAUGCAACAGGAAGGACGACGACGAUCGACCAGCAAGCAAAAGCCACAUACAUAGCGUCGUCGUAGCGCCCCGCCGCCCACCGAAUGCUUGUUGUUCCGAUUCCGAUCUCCCCAAGGGGACGAUGCUCCGUUGCAUUCUCUGCAUAUCCUACUAAUAUAACGAAACGAAACAAAACAAAAGACAGCACAAAAGGGCUUGCUGGGUUUCACAUUUACCAUAUAUAAUCGUCUGCUGCUGUCUUGUUGCUGGUAUC